AAAGAGGCGCGGAGAAACAUUGCCCACAACAUCGAUGAGGUGAUAGAAGAAGUGGCCGAGCACAUCAAAUUGGGCCCCAAAGACACGCCGCAGGCGUCCGAUGACGAUACCGUACAACUGCCCAGUGUCGACUAUCCACUGGAUUCCACCAUGCCACAGCCGCACCUUAGAAAGUCUCAGUCGUUCCUCACGUCUGUACGAAGUAAGUGCCUGUGUGAUAGUCAGACUGUAUUGUGCGCGUAG
Messenger RNA from Sphaeroforma arctica JP610, 243 nucleotides. RefSeq lists its product as hypothetical. The transcript has a single exon. The record is from RefSeq and is a predicted model, not a curated record. Lineage: Eukaryota; Ichthyosporea; Ichthyophonida. The annotation marks the transcript as partial.